Gossypium arboreum is the source of this 652-nucleotide messenger RNA. RefSeq lists its product as uncharacterized. Gene Ontology annotation, molecular function: voltage-gated monoatomic anion channel activity. Gene Ontology annotation, biological process: monoatomic anion transmembrane transport. The transcript is spliced from 4 exons. NCBI's taxonomy places the organism in Eukaryota, Viridiplantae, Streptophyta, Magnoliopsida, Malvales, Malvaceae. Gene Ontology annotation, cellular component: mitochondrial outer membrane. Bases 155 to 625 code for a protein of 156 amino acids. The record is from RefSeq and is a predicted model, not a curated record.
UCAUAAUUUUUUUGUUUUGUCUAAUCUCAUUCAAACUUCUCAAAUUUCGCACUGAGCUUUGGGAUUGGACUGGUAACUUGGUGCUUGAACAGGUCCGCCGAGCACCCUGCCACUCGCCUUGAAUCCGCUUCCCAGCGGCCUAGACUUAGCAAGCAUGACCAAUAGCCGCCGGAUGAAAAAGAAGAGACACAAGACGCUAGCAGCAGAUUUGCUUUCAAAGGGCUACUGCCACGAUGAGUCACUCGACAUCUCCACACAAAGUUGUAAUGGAGUGAACGGAACUUUGACGGCAAGGAGACAUGGAAGACGACCGGCUGCAAACAUUGGAGCAAGAUAUGAUCAUAACAAUGCUGCAAUUGCAGUAAACUUUUUUUACAGUAACUUUGUCGCUUCAACGAUUUCAACAACAAUUGACUUUGGGAGAGAGUAUUUUCCAUCUACAAAUAUCAAUGCUUCACUGAGAUUUCCCGAGUAUGGUUCGAGCAAGGUAAGAGGCUCACAUGAUAGGGAUCACUACCGAGUGACCGAAUAUUUCGGGCCAUUUCGACAUAAUUUUGACACUGCAAAGUUGUUUUGGUUUUCAAUUUCUGUUUCCGCUCAACCUCAAAUUCCAGCAAUCCUUUAGAAAUGCUGCUUUAUCCAUCUCUGUAGG